Messenger RNA from Gavia stellata (red-throated loon), 2187 nucleotides. RefSeq names its product epithelial splicing regulatory protein 2 (gene ESRP2). Gene Ontology annotation, molecular function: mRNA binding. Gene Ontology annotation, cellular component: nucleoplasm; ribonucleoprotein complex. Bases 1 to 2187 code for a protein of 728 amino acids. NCBI's taxonomy places the organism in Eukaryota, Metazoa, Chordata, Aves, Gaviiformes, Gaviidae. Gene Ontology annotation, biological process: regulation of RNA splicing. The transcript has 15 exons. The record is from RefSeq and is a predicted model, not a curated record.
AUGACGGCUUCGCACAGUGACUCUUUGGUGGUGUUGUUUGGGGCAACAGCUGGUGCAUAUGGGGCUAAACUGGGUUCGGAUGAGAGGGAACUAAUUCUCUUGGUGUGGCAAGUUGUGGAUCUACCCAGCAAGAAGGUAGGGACACUACACAAAUCCCUGGUGAAAGCAGACAAUUUGGACUUAAGUGACCAGUGUCGUGAAGCGAGUGGCUUAACGCCAGAGGGAUUGGGCAAAGCUGAGCCACUGGACCGGGUUCUUCAACAGUUUAGUCAGCUGGUAUCCAGUGAUUUGAAAGGACUUGGAAGGAGCUCUUACACACUCUGCAGUGAUGGCCAGUUACUCAUUCGACAAGUCCUCCACCCAGAAACAUCUAAGAAGAACUUCCUGCUGUCAGACUGCUUCUAUUCCUUUUAUGAUCUGCGCAAAGAAUUUCACACUUGCUAUCCUAGUUCAGCCGCCGUGAAAGAUCAGACUAUCAAGACCAUGGCAGAAUAUCUAGGUUUAGGGACAGAUGAAACAGAGGAGGACUUUGGCGUGUGGCAAGUGAAAACCAUGGUGGCUAUCAUUUUCAGCAUGCUCUCUGAAAGUUGUAGUCACAUAUUUACUGAGCCUGAAACUGUGAAAUACAAGUAUGAAACAGGUCCUUGUAGUAAAUCUGAAACAGUGGACAGUGAGACAGUAAUACGUGCCAGAGGUUUGCCAUGGCAGUCUUCAGACCAAGAUAUUGCUCGAUUUUUCAAAGGACUCAACAUUGCCAAAGGAGGUGUGGCUCUUUGUCUGAAUGCUCAAGGAAGAAGAAAUGGGGAGGCAUUAGUUCGGUUUGUCAAUUCUGAACAGAGAGAUCUUGCACUGGAAAGACAUAAGCAUCACAUGGGUAGCAGAUACAUUGAGGUUUACAAAGCAACUGGGGAAGAAUUCUUAAAAAUUGCAGGAGGCACCUCCAAUGAAGUGGCCCAGUUCUUAUCUAAGGAGAAUCAAGUUAUCAUCCGGAUGAGAGGCCUUCCAUUCACUGCUACUCAGGAGGACGUCUUGGGGUUCCUGGGGCCAGAGUGCCCAGUCACAGGAGGGAAAGAGGGACUUCUCUUUGUCAAGUACCCAGAUGGCAGGCCCACAGGAGAUGCAUUUGUGUUAUUUUCCUGUGAAGAAUAUGCACAGAAUGCACUUAAAAAGCACAAAGAAAUACUUGGGAAACGUUACAUUGAACUCUUCAGGAGCACAGCAGCAGAAGUCCAACAGGUACUUAACCGAUAUAUGUCAACACCUCUUAUUCCCACUCUCCCAACUCCCAUCAUUCCCGUCAUACCCCCACCAUAUACCAUUGCCACGGGUAGUAUACGUGACUGUGUCCGGCUCAGAGGCCUUCCUUACACUGCUGGCAUUGAUGACAUCCUGGAAUUUAUGGGAGACGCCACAGCUGAUAUCAAGCCCCAUGGAGUUCACAUGGUCCUUAAUCAACAGGGACGACCAUCAGGUGAUGCUUUUAUCCAAAUGAAAUCUGCUGACAAAGCCUUUAUGGUGGCUCAAAAAUGUCAUAAAAAAAUGAUGAAGGACCGUUAUGUGGAAGUAUUCCAGUGUUCAGGAGAGGAGAUGAACUUUGUUUUAAUGGGUGGCACUUUAAAUCGUAGUGGCUUAUCCCCACCGCCAUGUAAGUUACCAUGUCUUUCUCCACCAGCUUAUGCUGCUUUCCAGACAGCAGCUGUGAUCCCAGCAGAGGCAGCGCUUUACCAGCCACAAGCCCUCUUGCCAACCACCAGGACUCCCCAGGCCUCCGCGGCUGCUCCUCCAACUGUUACCUACUACCCAGCUCAGGCUGCUCAGCUUUAUAUGAAUUACACAGCUUACUAUCCCAGUCCUCCAGUUUCCCCUACCACAGUGGGGUAUAUUGCAGCUCCUCCAGGAGCUGUAGCCGCUGCUGCCACUGCCACCCACACUCCGAUUCUGCCCCAGCCUGGAGCAUUAGUCCGUAUGCAGGGCUUGCCAUAUAACACAGGAAUGAAGGAGAUACUCAGUUUCUUCCAGGGGUAUCAGCUCCACGCAGAUUCCAUCCUCGUGCUUUACAACUUUAGUGGCCAGCCCAGUGGAGAGGCGUUGGUGACUUUUCCAAGCCUGGAUCUAGCUAAGAAAGCAGUGGCUGAGAAAAACGGACAGCUCCUGGGAAGCCGCUAUGUAGAACUGUACCUGGUCUAA